Tupaia belangeri chinensis (Chinese tree shrew) is the source of this 3770-nucleotide messenger RNA. RefSeq names its product transmembrane protein 8B (gene TMEM8B). Bases 43 to 2817 code for a protein of 924 amino acids. The transcript has 13 exons. Gene Ontology annotation, cellular component: membrane. Lineage: Eukaryota; Metazoa; Chordata; Mammalia; Scandentia; Tupaiidae. The record is from RefSeq and is a predicted model, not a curated record.
CGCCCCGCGCUGGCCUGUCCGGCCCCGCCCCCGCCCCGGGCCAUGGCCCAGCCCUUGUCCCGGCCCCUUGUCCUAUCCCGAUCCCGGCCUUGGCCCCCAGCUCCGCCCUCGCCCCUCUUUCCAAAACGGUCCCAGCUCCGGCCGGGGUCCCAGCAAAUGCCAAGGUCCAGGUCCAGGGUCCCCCUCCAGUCCCUGUCCUAUCCCCUGGCCUGGCCCCCAUCCCCACCUGGGUCCUUGUUCCACCCCCUGUCCCAACCCCAUUCCCAGUGUUUGCUUAAGCCGCUGGCCAGACCCUGGUCCUUGCUCCAGUCCCCAUCAGAGCCCCUCCUUUCAUCCCACCACCUGUCCUUGUUUAAGCCCCAGUGCCCAGUCCAGCCUAACCCAUUAUCUCAGCCUUUGCCCUUAUCUCUGAGUUUACCCAAUUCUCUCCCACUAGUCCCCCCUCUCUCUCAUACUCUGCCCCUCUCCCAGCCUCGACUCAGGUCUGGGCUCCAGCUGCCUCCAGCCCUUUUGCUGCUGUUGCUGUUCUCUGUCCUUGGCCCAGGGGCUGGAGGCCUUUUCCUGACCGAUUACUCCACCUGCUCACCCCGCAAGCUGAGUCCUUUCCGCUCCUUCGCCAGCACUGAGCUAUUCCACUUCCAUGUUCCUGAGGACACAUUCCUGGCUGUUUGGAACCUCAUCAUCUUCAAGGAGCAGGGGGGAACCUUUGGUGACCACUGCCCAGAUCAAAGUGUAACUGUGUAUUUCCGGUCCGGGGCACCCCCUGUCAUCAAUCCCCUGCACACACACUUCCCAGGGGACACGGCUGUACCUGGGGUUUUCUCACUGACCCUCAGCUGGACACUGCCCAACCGUACCUCAGGCAUCUUUAACGUCAGCAGCCCCUUACCUGGGGACUGGUUCUUGGCUGCUCACCUUCCCCAGGCCCACGGCCACAUCUCUGUCAAGGGUCUCCAGGAUGAGUGUCAGUAUCUCCUUCAGCCGCAGCUGAUUGUCCGGCGUCUGCUGGACGUUGCUGUGCUGGUUCCCGGCCGGCCCUCAGAACAAACCCUCUCUCCUCACAAUCGCUCAGCCCUACACAAGGUCUUUGUGCCCAGUUUCACUUACAGGGUUUCAGCACAGCUGGUGUGUGUGGGAGGCCGUGGAGUGACUGCCUGCCCCCUGACACUACGCCUACGUCCCAAGGCCCCGCCCCUGCACAAUUCCAGCUCUGUGGCCUGUGCGGGUGCCUCGGUAUGCCAGCUGGAGCUGGCACUGCCCCCCUGGGGGCACUGGGUCUACGUGCGUGUGGAGAUGCCAUUCCGGGGCCCUGGCAGGACCAUCCGCUUCCAGUUGUGUGUGCGGUUGCAAGAGUGCCCACAGCCCAGUCUGUCCCGUGCCCUGGUCCCUGGAGCUGCCAUGAACAUGCCUCAGUCACUGGGCAACCAGGCCCUGCCCCUGGAGCCGCCAUCCCUUGAAACCCCUGUGGAGGGGCCUGGGGCCACAUCUCCACCUGAGCACUGCUGGCCGGUGCGCCCGACUCUGCGCAACGAGCUGGACACCUUCUCCGUCCACUUCUACAUCUUCUUUGGCCCCAGUGUGGCCCUUCCUCCCGGGCGCCCAGCUGUGUUUGCCCUGAGGCUGUUGCCGGUGCUGGACAGUGGAGGCGUCCUCAGCCUGGAACUCCAACUCAAUGCGAGCUCCCUGCACCAGGAAAAUGUGACAGUCUUUGGAUGCUUGACUCAUGAGGUGCCCUUGAGCCUGGGGGAUGCAGCCCUGACCUGCUCCAAAGAAUCCCUGGCCGGCUUCCUUCUGUCUGUCAGUGCUACCUCCAGAGUGGCCAGACUGCGAAUCCCUUUUCCGCAGACAGGGACCUGGUUCCUGACCCUCCGCUCUCUCUGUGGGGUGGGGCCUCGGUUUGUGCGAUGCCGCAACGCGACGGCCGAGGUGCGAUUACGCACAUUCCUGUCACCGUGCGUGGACGACUGCGGGCCCUACGGCCAGUGCAAGCUGCUACGCACCCACAACUACCUGUAUGCGGCCUGCGAGUGCAAGGCAGGGUGGCGGGGCUGGGGCUGCACCGACAGUGCGGAUGCGCUCACCUACGGCUUCCAGCUGCUGUCCACACUCCUGCUCUGCUUGAGCAACCUCAUGUUUUUACCACCUGUGGUCCUGGCCAUUCGGAGCCGAUAUGUGCUGGAAGCUGCUGUCUACACCUUCACCAUGUUCUUCUCCACGUUCUAUCAUGCCUGUGACCAGCCAGGCAUUGUGGUUUUCUGCAUCAUGGACUACGAUGUACUGCAGUUCUGUGACUUCCUGGGCUCCUUAAUGUCCGUGUGGGUCACCGUCAUUGCCAUGGCUCGCUUACAGCCCGUGAUCAAACAGGUGCUGUAUCUUCUGGGGGCAAUGCUGCUGUCCAUGGCUCUGCAGCUUGACCGCCAUGGACUCUGGAACCUACUUGGACCCAGUCUCUUCGCCCUGGGGAUCUUGGCUGCAGCCUGGACAGUACGCAGUGUCCGCCGCCGGCACUGCUACCCACCGACGUGGCGCCGCUGGCUUUUCUACCUGUGCCCAGGCAGCCUUAUUGCUGGCAGUGCCGUCCUGCUCUACGCUUUUGUGGAGACCCGGGACAACUACUUCUACAUUCACAGCAUCUGGCAUAUGCUCAUCGCAGGCAGUGUGGGCUUCUUGCUGCCCCCACGUGCCAAGACUGACCACAGGGUCCCCUCUGGAGCCCGGGCCCGGGGCUGUGGUUACCAGCUAUGCAUCAAUGAGCAGGAGGAGCUGGGUCUUGUUGGCCCAGGAGGGGCUACCGUCAGCAGCAUCUGUGUCAGCUGAGAGGAGCUUUGGUCUGGCCCUUUAGGGUACAUGAACCCUCACGGUUCUUCCUGGAGGGUCUGGAGCCCUCCCAGGGACAAGAGACAAGCUGUAUUUCUUGAGGACAUGGAGUCUUACUCAAGGACAUAGAAUUCUUCCAGGGACCUGGGGCCCUUCCCAGGUCAUGGAGAACUUCCCAAGGGUCCUGGAGUCUUCCUGCAUCCAUGGAGCCCUUCUUAAUGACAGGAGUCUAUGCAGGGCACAGAGCCCCCUUAGGACUCAGGAGGCCCUUGUAAGGGCAUGCUGCUCUUCCCGGGGAGACAAAGCCCUAGCAAGAACAUGGAAUCAUUCCAGAGGAAGUGGAGUUUAUCAUGGGGAAACUGAGUUUCCAGAUUUUUCCAGAGGAUCAGCGACUCUGGCCUCAGGCUUCCUUCCCAGAGGCAGCAUCUGGGCUGUGCUGUGUUGGGGAAGGGGGGACUGCAGGACAGGUGGGGCUGGGGUGGCUGGUGUCCUGAGUCGAUGCAGGUGGAGUCUGGUGUGUCUCCAAUGAAGUACAUGCUGGUUCUGUGCCGCCUUUUUUCCUGGAGUCAAGGGUGUGGGGAAGGAAGGGAAAGGGACCCUGAGGAAAUCAGCAUGGCCGAUGGAAGCCCACCUGAACAAGCUGCUGGGGGCUACUCUCUGAGGCUUUUGGCCUAUCACAUGCACACCUGCAUCUCUCUCACCUGGUCCCUGUGUUCAUUUCCAAACACUUCCAAAGCCGAUACCUUCAUUCCUAUUGAGUCUGGGCUGCAGUAGUGUGUGUGUGUGUGUGUGUGUGUGUGUGUGUGCACGUGUGCGUGCAUGUGCAGAGAUGAUUUAAAUCCAUGAGACAGAUCUCCCUCUUGACACCCACACCCAACUGGGAAGGAAGCCGAAAUCUCAGGAAAUUGGAGUAGCCGGUACAAAUUUAAGAUGAGCAAAAAAUAACACAAGAA